This is a messenger RNA of Zonotrichia leucophrys gambelii, 4395 nucleotides long. RefSeq names its product mitogen-activated protein kinase 8 interacting protein 2 (gene MAPK8IP2). Gene Ontology annotation, molecular function: MAP kinase scaffold activity; JUN kinase binding. Bases 79 to 3387 code for a protein of 1102 amino acids. Gene Ontology annotation, biological process: regulation of JNK cascade; JNK cascade. The transcript has 13 exons. Gene Ontology annotation, cellular component: cytoplasm. Lineage: Eukaryota; Metazoa; Chordata; Aves; Passeriformes; Passerellidae. The record is from RefSeq and is a predicted model, not a curated record.
CCGCUCCCGCAGCUCCUCCCGCCGCUCCCCCCCCCGCUCCCGCAGCUCCGCAGUCCGGCGCAGCCCCGGCCGGAGAAAAUGGCGGAUCGCGCCGAGAUGUUCUCGCUCUCCACCUUCCACUCGCUCUCCCCGCCCGGCUGCCGGCCCCCCCAGGACAUCAGCCUGGAGGAGUUUGAUGACGAGGACCUGUCAGAGAUCACGGACGACUGCGGCAUCGGCCUCAACUACGACUCGGACCACUACGAGAAGGACUGCCUGGUGCUGGAGCGCGGGGAGCAGCCGCACCCCGUGUGCACCUUCCAGGACGACUUCCAGGAGUUCGAGAUGAUCGACGACAACGACGACGACGACGACGAGGAAGAGGAGGAGGAGGAAGGCAACGAGCUGGAGGCGCCGCCGUCCCCCUCGGCCUCGCCCAUCCCCUCGCCCGCCCUGGAGGAGACGCAGAAGCAUCGCCCCACCACGCUCAACCUGACGGCCCCGGGCACCCAGGAUUCCCUGAACAACAACGGCGGCUUCGCCCCGCCCGCGCCGCGCCCCAGCUGGCAGGACGCGCUGCUGCACUCCUCCUCCUCCUCCUCUUCCUCACACACCGGACACUCGUCCCCCCACGCCUGCAUCCUGGACGGACCCUGCCUGGAGAGCCCGCCGGGCCCCGGGGGGGCUCCCCCCUCGCUGCCGCCCUCCCCCCUGGACUCGCAAGGCAACAGCCCCGAGUCCCUGGCACAUGGGCCCGCGGCUCCCCCCGGCGCCCCCGAGGCCGCCCCCCCGCCCCAGGCCGCCCCCCAGGCCCCCACGCAGCCCCAGGGCGGCGGCAGCCCGGGGUCCCCCCGCCCGCAGCCGCAGCCGCGGCCUCCCCGGCCGGAGCGGGACGGGGCUCCCGCGGAGCCGCUCAGCUCCGACGGGGAGGGCGCCCAGUCCGGCCGGGCCGCCAGCGUGCGCGGCCACCCCUCGGGCUCCUCGGAGACCACGUCGCCCUCCUCGGACCCGGGCAUCGAGGCCGACCUCACGAGCCGCACGGCCAAGCCCUUCCUGCCCGGCGGGCGGCGCGGGGACGAGCUCAGCUCGCCCGGCUCUGACUCGGACGUGGACGGGGAGCUCGAGGCGGCUUUCGCCGGCGGGCGCCUGGUCAGCAACAUGAUCUCGUCCAUCUCGGAGACCGAGCUGGACCUCAGCAGCGACAGCAGCAGCGGCCGCUCGUCCCACCUGACCAACUCCAUCGAGGAGGCCAGCUCGCCCGGCUCCGAGGGAGAGCUGGAGCCCGAGCUGGAGGCGCCCGGCCUGCUGGGCAUCAAGGACUCGCUGCUGCUGGACAAGGGCAAGGAGGACGAGGAGGAGCCGGCCGAGAGGGGCCCGCCGGAGCGCGGCGUGCUCAGGAGGGAGAGCCUGGCCGAGCUGAAGAUGGACGCCUACUACGACAGCCUGGACCCGGCCGACGGCCCCGCGCCCGAGGGCCAGACCGAGGUGUCCAGCGCCAGCCCCCUGGACCUGAAGAUCGACCCCGACCACAGCCUGGAGAGCAUCCGCCGCUCCUUCUACCUGCCCGUGGGGCCCAAGCUGAUGCCUGAGGCGGACGAAGAGGACAACAGCGAGUACGACUCCGACUCGGAGUCGGAGCCCGACCUGAGCGAGGACUCGGACUCGCCGUGGCUGCUCAGCAACCUGGUGAACAAGAUGAUCUCGGAGGGCUCGUACCCCAUCAAGUGCCCGGACGAGUGCUUCCAGAACAGCCACUCGCUGUGCGACACCAUCUCUCCCGCCUCCGACCUGGAGCCCGAGAUCCUGAGCGAGGCGCUGGACGAGGAGCCGGGCCCGCGGGACUCGCCGGCGGCGCUGGCGGACACGGCAGCAGGGACACGGUGCCAGCGCGGCGCCAUCGAGCUGGUGGACAUGGAGACGCUGCGCAGCUCCCUGGCCGAGGCCGAGCACGCGGCCGCCGAGCCGCCGCCGGAGCCGCCGGCCGAGGAGCCGGGGCCCUUCCUGUUCCUCAGCAACCCCACCAACGACACCAUCGCGCCCGUGUGCCCCGGCCGCCCCGUCGCCCUCGGCCGCCUGGACGCCUCCGAGGUCCUGGCCACCCUGGGCUGCCGCCCGGCCUCGCUGCCACGGGCGUCCCCCGGCGCCGAGCCCGCCGUCAGCGGCGGCGAUCGCAGCCCCGCCAGCCCCCGGCGCUGGGCCCUCGACGGCGACCUGGACUCGGGCGUGCUGGAGGCCGACUCCAUGAUCGACGACGUCCGGUUAGCGCCCGACGCCGACCCCGCCGCGCUGGACGUGUCCACGGCCAAGACCAACCGCGGCUUCGCCAUGGCCUUGGAGGAGGCCGAGCCGGCCUUGGUGGCCUCGCGUCGGGGCAGCCCGGCCGGGGAGGCGCCGGAGCCGCCGGAGCCACCGGCGCUGGACGAGUCGCUGGCCUACGACUCGGUCAAGUACACGCUGGUGGUGGACGAGCACACGCAGCUGGAGCUGGUCAGCCUGCGGCGCUGCACGUCCGUGCUCAGCGACGACAGCGACAUCCUGAGGGCCUGUGACGACGAGGUGGCCUUUGGGGACGGGCUGGUGGCCCCCGACGCGCGCAGCUCCUCCGAGGACUCGUCCCCCGAGGCCGACCUGCAGUUCUCCAAGAAGUUCCUCAACGUCUUCGUCAACAGCACCUCACGCUCCUCCAGCACAGAGUCCUUCGGGCUGUUCUCCUGCAUGGUGAACGGCGAGGAGCGGGAGCAGACCCACCGCGCUGUCUUCAGGUUCAUCCCGCGGCACGAGGACGAGCUGGAGCUGGACGUGGACGAUCCCAUCCUGGUGGAGCUGGAGGAGGACGAUUACUGGUACCGGGGCUACAACAUGCGCACGGGCGAGCGCGGCAUCUUCCCCGCCUUCUACGCCCACGAGGUGGUGGGGCAGGCCCGCGACGCCGUCGGGCUGAAGCGGAACCCGUGCUGGCUCGAGCGGUUCAAUGUGCAGUUCCUGGGCUCCGUGGAGGUCCCGUACCACCAGGGCAACGGCAUCCUCUGCGCCGCCAUGCAGAAGAUCGCCACCACCCGGAAGCUGACGGUGCACCUGCGGCCCCCGGCCAGCUGUGACCUGGAGGUGACACUGCAGGGCAUCAAACUCAUCCUGACCGUCACCGAGUACAGCCCCGAGCACGAGUUCGAGCGCUGCAGCCACUUCUUCCAGAUGAAGAACAUCUCCUUCUGUGGGUGCCACCCCCGGAACAGCUGCUAUUUCGGGUUCAUCACCAAGCACCCGGUGCUGAGCCGCUUCGCCUGCCACGUGUUCGUGUCGCAGGAGUCCAUGAGACACGUGGCCGAGUGUGUCGGUCGAGCGUUUCAGGAAUAUUACCAGGAGCACCUGGAGUACGCCUGCCCCACAGAGGACAUCUACCUGGAGUAGGGUCCCUGCCACCCCCAGGACCCGGGGCCACCCCUGGCACUCGGGGCCAUCCCCGGCACUCGGUGUCACCCCCAGGGACUCUGGGUCACCCUUAGGGACUCGGUGUCACCCUUAGGGACUCGGUGUCACACUAGGGAUUCUGCAUCACCCCCAGGAACUCGGUGUCACCCCCAGGGACUCAGUGGGACCCCAGGGACUCUCUGUGUGACCCUUAGGAGCUCUGUGUGACUCCUAGGGACUCUGUGUCACCCCCAGGGACUCGGUGUCACCCCCAGGGACUCGGUGUCACCCUUAGGGACUCUGUGUCACCUCCAGGGAAUCUGUGUGACCCUUAGGGACUCGGUGUCACCCUUAGGGACUUGGUGUGACCCCAGGGACUCUCUGUGUGACCCCAGGGUUUCUCUGUGUGACCCCCCAGAGUCUCUGGCCCCCCCGCGCCCCCCCGCACGCCCCCCCCCACCUCUCGGGGGUCCGGGGGUCCCCUCGGGGGGUGACACAGCCCGGGGGGGGGUGGCACGGCCCGAGCAGCCCCCCCUGCAUGAGCACGGCCAGCCCGGGGGGCAGCGGGCCCGCGGCUUUGGGGGCACGGGGGGGGUCCGGGGGAGCACGGGGGGGGGGGGGCCGGGGGCAGCUCGGGGGAGGGGGGGAAUCUCCGCGCACCCCCAAAUCCGCGCUGCCCCCCCCACAGGAACGGGGAUCCCCCAGAGCCGCCCCCCGCCCCGGGUGUGCUGCCCCUCGUGUCGGUGUCCCCGGCUGUCCCCCCCCCGCCCGCCCGCCACCGAGCUCGGGACCCCCCCGGGGCCGCCCCCUCCUCACUGCUGUGCCUGGUGGUCCCUCGCUUCGGCCCUGUCGCCCAGCGCUAUCGUGACUAUAUCGCCACCCGCUCGAUGUCCCGGUAUUUAUCUGUACUCAGCAGCCAGAGGAGCCCCCGAGCCACUGUGCCACCCCGGCUGUCCCCACGCCGUUGUCACCCACUUGGUCUUUCAAUAAAAUAUAUGCUUGGUGUGA